Ostreococcus lucimarinus CCE9901 is the source of this 2397-nucleotide messenger RNA. RefSeq lists its product with no specific name. The record is from RefSeq and is a predicted model, not a curated record. The transcript has a single exon. Lineage: Eukaryota; Viridiplantae; Chlorophyta; Mamiellophyceae; Mamiellales; Bathycoccaceae. Bases 1 to 2397 code for a protein of 798 amino acids.
AUGACGACCGAUGGCGUCCAUGCCGUCGCUGUCGUCGCCGUCGACGCGCAGGCGAAGGGAGACGCGCGCGAUGGUGACAUUCAGCCCGCGGCGGCGCGCAGGCCCCCCGCGCUUCGCGUCCCGACGCCAAAGUACGACAACACGAUGAGUCCUAUGGGGCCGCUCUCGUCGCGUCGGUCGACUUCGAGCGAUUCCGCGGAUGACACGACGAUCGAUUUCGACGAUGACGACGAAGGGCCGAUGAAGUCGUGUAUUUUGCGUUUGCUAGAUGGCGACAACGUCGCGAGAGAAGUCGUCGCUCGAACGCGCCGCCGCGACGUCGCGCUCCGACGACGGUUCAAAGGCGAAACGUUCGUCGUCGCGCGCGCACACACGAAAUACGAGCGGGAAAAAUGCUGCGCCGCACGAACGUAUCAGAUGCACGUGCUGCGAUCGAGUGGGACGUGCGAGGAAACUUCUCGGUACGCCGCGGCACAGGCGUGUGAGGACGACGUCGCCGAGGUCAACUCCGAUCCGGGCACGAUGGAGUACUUCGUCGAGGUCGACGACCCGUUCGACACAAAAGUGUACGGCGUCAUGCGUUUCGUACGGCGAGACGUGGACGCGUUGUUGAGAACUAGAUUCGAUGUUCCGACUCGCGAAUCAAUUUUGGGCGUCGACUUCGUCGUCGACCGGUUCUUCGCCACCACUGCGGCGAACGAAAUCGCGGGCGAACCGGAUGGGGCGACGUUUAUUCGAACGCUCAUGCUCGAUGCCACUCGCAAGGAGGCUUGGCGAAUGUCGCCGUGUCGCGCGGUGCCCAUCUUGAGCGCAGUGCCGAUCGACGUCGAAGGUGUCAAAGUCUUUGCGCAUUCCGCGCGCGACGUCGCGGUGGUGGAGUGCGACGGCGUCGCGUGCGACGCCGACGUCAUGGCUGAGCGUGAAGAUUGGGUCACGCGCAAGUUUCUUACGUUAUACGUCGUCCCGGCGUCGGCGCCCAACGAGGCUAAGAACGCGCUUUCGCCGGGCAAGAAGACUUGGCUCGCGUUUGCCGAGGCGCGCGGCGAGACCCUUCGCGACGAUGCGACGAACGACGACGCACCGAUGAUUUUGACGCUUCACGCGUGUGCGCGGCAGAAAAUCGAGUACAACGAGUCUAUUCGACUAUCAUGUAUGUAUAUCAUCGCGGAAGCGUGCGGGGAAACGCUCUCGGAUGAGGAAUCAGCAGGCGCCGUCGUGGACGCGCUCGGGUGCGCGCUUCGCGACGAUUCCGGAAAGAUUUCGCACACGUUGGAAUUCGAACGAAACGUCUCGCGAGAUUUCGUCGAUGCCGUCGAGUUUGUGCGCGGUGAGGACGCGUCGUCAACGAAACGCGCCGUGGUGUGCUUGCGCACCGCCUGCGAUGACGCAGAUAUUUUUAUGGAAUCGUUGGAGUCGUCCAUGCGCGACGCGGAGACGGAUGCCUGCGUGCUCGUCGCUCGAUGCUCGACUUACGGCGAUCACUUGACGUUGUGCGACGGCGACGUGCUUCUUAGCGAAGCUUUAGCGCGCGCCGCAUCGAGAGGUCUGUUCGUCGACGGCGGCGUAUUCAAGGCGUUCGUGCGCGAGGACGCGUGUAUCAUCACCGCCCGUUUUGCGCGACGAGAAUUCCGCGUUCGGCCGUCGACGCUCAAAGACGUCGACGCGUUGGUCGCCAUCGAGGCCGAGGCGUGGGUUGAAACGCCAGAGAUGCGGACGUCGCCGGAGACCGUGCGCGAGCGCGUUCAAAACAACGCGAGCAUGAACUUUGUUGUGGAAGACAUCAAGAGUGGAGACGUCCGAGGCGUCAUGUACACGCAAUACGUCGAAAGCGUCGACGCGCCGCUCGACGCCACGUGGGAGACGAAGGAGUCGAAUCGCCGCGAGCCGAAAUCGACGGAUGUCGUUCAACUUCUGGACGUUUUUGUGGAUCAGGCUUACGGCGCGAGGUGUGCGAGCGAUUCGGGCGCGUCCGUCGGUCAAGAGCUUCGUAAUUAUGUGUUACACUACGCCGAGCAGACGGGAUUGAGAUACGCGUGCGCGGUGACGCGAACGCGAGGAUUUCGCUCGACGCAAGCUUUGAAUCCGAAUCUCACGUACGAAGCAUACGUCCACGGCGACGCGCUCGAUCGUGGCGUGUUCUUCCACACGUCUGCUGGCGCGGAAAUCGUGCGCGUCGUUCGUCCGUGGCGCGCGCGCGAUUAUGAAAACGAGGGGGCUGGCGUUCUCAUUCGGUACGACGUGCGCGAGUACGCGUUUGCCGACGCCGCGCGACGCGGUCGCACCUCGCGCGUUCGCCGUCGUCCGAGCGACCCGACCGUGCGCGAAGGACGCGAAUACGUCAACGCUCUUGAAAGCGUCGCGUGGGAAGCGCGCGCGCGCGCUUUUCCCGUGGAAUAA